UUGUUAUCUCCAGAUGCACUGACAACCAUCAAAAGGGGCAAACAAGAAUGUCUUCGUGCAGUUUCGGCCUUUUAAAUCUCCACCAUAAAACGAGUUCCAGAAUUGGCAAAGAACGGCCCUUUCUAGUUGACCGGUUCAUAACAGAUUUUCCCCGUUUCUCUCUCUCUCUCUCUCGCUUGCUGUCAAUCCGGACAAGCAUUCCUGCAUUGCUCCAACAAGAUUGCCCGACAAGUCAUGAAGCAACAAGAAACCAGGGGACGAGUUCCACACGAAAACUACGACGGCUGAACCUGUCCUGAGGCGUCGUAUCUCCGGCUGAACAAUGGUCGCCGCACGCCUUAUCGGGCCGUCCCUGGUCGUCUUGUCCAUCGUCCUGAUCCUGUCUCCGAGGACAUACUCGAUAUCGCAAUCCGACGCAUUGCUCAAGCUCAAGAGAUCGUUUGCGAAUUCUCAGGCCCUGGAAUCUUGGGUGCCUAGUUCGGAUCCUUGCAGCAAUGAGGCCUCCUGGGUCGGAGUCGUUUGCUACAACGGGAUUGUCACGGGCCUGCGGCUCGGAAAGAUGAGUCUAUCAGGGAAGAUAGAUGUCGAUGCAUUGACGGAAAUCGCAGGCCUGAGAUCUCUUAGCUUUGUGAACAACUCCUUUUCCGGUCCGAUUCCAGAGUUCAACCGUCUCGGCGCCCUCAAGGCCAUUUAUCUUUCAGGAAAUCAGUUCUCGGGUGAGAUCCCAGCAGGUUAUUUCUCCGACAUGGGGUCUCUGAAGAAAUUGUGGCUUUCUCACAAUAAGUUCACCGGGACAAUCCCAUCGUCGGCGGCCCACUUAACCCAUCUCAUGGAAUUACACCUCGAAAACAAUGAAUUCAGUGGCGCUGUUCCCUCCAUUGAUGUACCGACGUUGGUGUCGCUCGAUUUGUCGAACAAUCAGUUGGAAGGGAAAAUUCCUCCAAGCCUAUCGAAGUUUAACGCGAGUUCGUUCGAGGGAAAUUCCGGCCUCUGCGGGGAAAAGUUGGGUAAAGAGUGUCCAAAGGCAGUAGAGCAGCCGCCCCCCGUACCAAAUACAACUAGCGCUGGAGGACCGAGCACUGAUCGUGGUUCAGUUGAUGAUCAGCACGAUGGUUCAGCAGGCAGCCGGAAAAAAAUCAUCGUCGUUCUAAUUGCGCUGGGAGUGGUGCUUCUGACUAUUUUCAUUUUCCUGAUAAUCAGAAUGAGGAGACGAUCAAAGGUCCAACAGGACUUCAAUGUGCUCGGGAAGGAAAAUGCAAGUGACCCGAUUCAGAAAGACGUUCUUGAAACUGAGAAAAAGGAAGUGCAAUUAAGUCGCAAAGGAAUGGGCUCGAGCCGUAAGAGUCCUGCCCCUAAUGUUGCCAAAGGUUCGGCUACCUGCGACCUGGUUUUGUUAAGCGAUGAGAAGGGCGUCUUUGGGAUGGCGGAUUUGAUGAAAGCGGCGGCCGAAGUGUUGGGGAACGGAGGAUUCGGAUCGUCGUACAAAGCCGUGAUGGGUAAUGGGGUCACGGUCGUGGUGAAGAGAAUAAGAGAGACGGCGGACGGGAAGAGUAAGGAUGAGUUUGAUGCAGAGAUGUGGAAGCUAGGAAGGCUAAAGCACCCUAACAUUUUGACCCCUUUGGCUUACCAUUACAGGAAGGACGAGAAGUUACUGGUUUGUGAAUAUGUUCCCAAAGGAAGUCUGCUUUAUUUAUUACACGGUGAUCGUGGACCUUCUCACGGAGAUCUGAAUUGGCCAGUGCGCCUAAAGAUCAUCAAAGGAAUAGCAAAAGGGAUGGGCUUUCUGCAUGACGAACUUCGUUCUUCCGGCUUGCCCCAUGGUAACCUUAAAUCAAGCAACAUUCUUCUUAAUUCGGAAUAUGAGCCGCUCCUGGCAGACUACGGGUUCAGCUCAUUACUUGGCACGUCCCAUGUCCCGCAAGAACUAUUCGCGUGCAAGGCGCCUGAAGCCGCACAGUUUGGCGGAAUAUCGCCGAAAUGUGACGUGUACUGUCUCGGGGUGGUAAUCCUUGAGAUCCUCACAGGAAAAUUCCCUUCACAAUACCUCAGUAAUGGGAAAGGCGGAACCGAUAUCAUCGAAUGGGUGAGAUCGGCGAUUUCUGAUGGGAGAGAAGCCAAACUGUUCGAUCCCGAGAUUGCAAACUCAAUAAGUUCGUUCCCUGAGAUGGAAAAGCUUCUCCAUAUUGGCGCGGCUUGCACAGAAACUAAUCCCGAGCAGAGAUUAGACAUGAGAGAGGCCCUCAGGAGAAUUGACGAGAUACAGAUGGAGGAAGGUGCAGAGACCAGGACAAUAGAUGUUUCGCCGCAGUUCAGUGCAUUGAGUUUACAAGAAGGCUACAGCGCAAACUCGGGAUAGAGAAUCGGAUCAUAUAGUUUCGAAGACCGGUCAGGGCGUCGAGAUGGCGACAGGUUUACAUUCGGCGUGUCAUGAUUAGAGUCCUUAGACAUUAAGUGGUAAUGCAUGGCAAAUUCGAAAAGAAGGAUGGUACUGACAUCUAGAGUUUUAUCUGGUCCACCAAUGUGUGUAUAUUUUGUGCAACAGCGAAGGUGCGAGCAAGUGAAGGAGAUGAGAAGAAAGAAAUUUAAAGGCACAUAUCAAGCCAAUGUAGUUAGAGCAAUUAAAUGGCGACUUAUGCACUUGCCCAAACUGUAAGUAUUCUGUACAUGCUCUUCUCUUCAGCCUGCUUUCCGAUUAUUUACCGUCACUUCGAACAGCAUAA
Molecule: messenger RNA, 2720 nt
Organism: Syzygium oleosum
Lineage: Eukaryota; Viridiplantae; Streptophyta; Magnoliopsida; Myrtales; Myrtaceae
Product: pollen receptor-like kinase 3
Exons: 2
Coding region: 323-2356 (677 amino acids)
Biological process (GO): protein phosphorylation
Molecular function (GO): protein kinase activity; protein binding; ATP binding
Source: RefSeq, a predicted model, not a curated record